GGUGCUCUGCGCUCCCCCGCCCUCCUUCCGGGAGCGAGGAUGCAGACUCUAGAACUGGUGCUGCUGGGCUGAGGCGGAGGCAGGGGAUUUGCAACGCGCGCGGCUCUGCUAGUGUGUCUCCUGCGAGCGGAGAGGCGGGGGGGAGGCGGAGGACCGGGAGGCGGAGGAGGAGGAGGGGGAGAAUGCCUGGAGCUGCCACCGCCGCCGCCGCGAUGCUCCCGGCUCAGGAGGCUGCCAAGCUAUACCACACCAACUAUGUGCGGAACUCGCGGGCCAUCGGCGUGCUGUGGGCCAUCUUCACCAUCUGCUUUGCCAUCGUCAACGUGGUGUGCUUCAUCCAGCCCUACUGGAUCGGCGACGGCGUGGACACCCCGCAAGCCGGCUAUUUCGGGCUCUUCCACUACUGCAUCGGCAACGGCUUCUCCCGGGAGCUGACCUGCAGGGGCAGCUUCACGGACUUCUCCACGCUGCCCUCGGGCGCCUUCAAAGCCGCCUCCUUCUUCAUCGGCCUCUCCAUGAUGCUCAUCAUCGCCUGCAUCGUUUGCUUUACCCUCUUCUUCUUCUGCAACACAGCCACCGUGUACAAGAUCUGUGCUUGGAUGCAGCUCACCUCCGCUGCCUGUCUUGUGCUUGGCUGUAUGAUUUUCCCUGAUGGCUGGGAUUCAGAUGAAGUAAAACGGAUGUGUGGAGAAAAGACAGACAAGUACACUCUUGGGGCCUGCUCUGUCCGCUGGGCGUAUAUCCUGGCUAUCAUUGGAAUAUUGGAUGCCCUGAUCCUCUCAUUUCUCGCAUUUGUGCUUGGGAACCGACAAGACAGCUUGAUGGCGGAGGAACUGAAGGCAGAAAACAAAGAUGAUGGAAAUGCUUAAGGCAGACUAAGGUAGUGUGAGACCACACCAUUUCUGCUAAGCCAAUAUUCUCUAGAAUGAGCACAAAACAAGUCAAAUAACAGCUAAACAAACAGCUUUGUACAUCAACAUCAAGAAGGAAGACACUUGGGAGAGAUCAGAGUCCAGAGACGAAUAUGCACAAAAGUGAAACAUCCACUCGUCAAAGCACCUUCUGAUUCUAGAUCUGCAGAGCUGCAAGUGAUUUUCUGGAAGGAGCUAUGAUCACGGAUUAAACACCAGCUCAUUGGAAACUGUCAUUAAAUAAGAUCAGAUAGCAUUCAUUAAAAUCAUAUUCAGGAAAUAGUUUAAGAAAGAAGAAUACAAACGUGCUAGAAUUAAUGUGUAAAAUAUAUAUGUACUGAGGUUUAUAAACUGUCCUUUUUAAAUCAAACCGAAAACAAAAAAAGCUUUAAUCUUUCAAUAAUAUUAAAAGAAACAAAGGGGCAGUUAGUUCUAGAUUAUUCCUGUCUCAGUAGCCAAGAGGCUGAUCAAAUGUCAUUUAUUGAGAAUUGCCUCUGAUCCUUGGUUCCUCAUCGCUACUGUCCACUCAUUUCACUGUGCAAUUAAUUACACCACUUGGUUAUUAAGAGUGUAACCCUUCAACCUUCUUACCAAGUGUGUGUUCAAUUUAAUCUGUCUGUACGAGUUGUCACCAAGGAAAUGUUUCUGCCAUGUGCUACCACUCCAUCAAAACUGUGAAUCAUAGGAAGUACACCAUUACAUCAUAGGUUCCCAAACAACAUAGAUUUCCCUGUCAUUGAUGAAACAUCAUCAAGGAACUCUGAACAAUAUAGAAAGUUUAUUUUCACUUGAAUGCUCUCUCAUGUAAUAGACUGCUGUCAAAUAAACACUUUUUCUAAUCCCCCCUAGUAUAUGCAUAGGAAUUUAAUAUACUUUAUAAAUAGAUAUCUAAAAUAUGAGUUUUCUAUUUCUUCAUUCCAUAUGUCAUUAGAAAUCCAUAUCCUUUAUUUCCUUUACUGACAUAUACUCAUUUUUGUUUUGAUAAAAGAAAUUAUUCCAUUAAAUCUACUUCUAAAUGGUAGUAAGUGGUACUAACAAAAUAAAUAAAAACUUUAUAGCCUUAGAAGAAAAUAACUAUAUACUUAUACAUGUCAAAGGAACUUGAUAGGAAUAAAUCACCUUUUGUUUAUUAAUGAUUUUGAAAAUUCUCAUAUCUUGUUUUUUCCUUUUGGUUAGCCAAUACUUGGUAGUAGUUACAACUAACCAGCUGUCUUUAAAGGAUCUUUUCCUCCCAGGAUCCCCUAACCAUUGCCCUCAUAACAUCUCUUGCCUAAAUCCAACAACAGAGAAACAUUUAAUAUUGAAGUAAUCCAUUGUCUAAGGAUAAACACAAGCUGAAGUGCACAUGUAGGGGGCUCAGUGGAAGCCGGCCCAUACUAUAUACCUGAGCAGAAAACACACAUAUAGAAUGUCUUCACUCACAGGCUCAGAAUAGGGUUGAAUUAGCAUCUGUCACUAGAUCAUCAGCUGGAGCAUAACAAACAAUCAGGGUUGCCUUCUCCUGUGCUUGCACAAGGCCACAUUCAUAUUUUUAGCCAUGUUUUCACCGUGAACCAAAUGUUUCAAAUGGCUAAAAGUAUAUUACAGGUACACUCAAGUGCUCAAGUAAGUAAACCCAGUUCACAGAGGUGUGGCUUUCAUAAGGAGCUGUAUUAAGGGGACACUUAGUCUCUAUAACUAUAGUAUAACUAUAGUCCUUCUGGGGGCCAUUUGUUGCUUAAAAAGUAGUAGUUGUCCUGAUGCAUUCAGAAUACCCUACUUACUAAAUUUAAUUACACACAACUUUUGUUUUGUUUCAUUUUUCAAGACAGGGUUUCUCUGUGUAGCCCUAGCUAUCCUGGAACUCACUCUGAAGACCAGGCUGGCCUCAAACUACACACAACUUUUUAAAAAUUUAUUUUUAUUUAAGGGGAGGCAUCUCUAUAUAUACACUAAAAACAGAAGGUAUUAGAUUCCUCUAACCCAUGUAAAUUAUGGUUCUGUCUGGGGUCCUACAUCACUAGAAGUGUUGUUUUAAAAAAUGAAAUGUUCUUCCUCUCCACAUGCAAAUGUCUUUAAUAAGUUUUUGCCAUAAAACCCAAGUGUAAUUUAGCAUACCAUAGUGCUAUGAAAAUGGAUCAUUGAUGAUAUACCAUUUGUAUAUAGAUAAUACACAUGUAAAUCACCAAAUGUUAAGUAUAAGAAAUAUGUUUUUAUCUUAAAAAAAAAAAAACCCUUUCUCAUUCUGUUCUGUUAUAUUAUGUCCAAAAGUUGUGUGCAAUUUUUUUAAGGUCCAGGAAAUGUAAAGAAAUUUGUUGGAAUAUCUGAAUUUCAGUAAAAAAAUAAAAAUAAGAUUUUGUUACUUAAAAAAGAAA
This is a messenger RNA of Peromyscus maniculatus bairdii (prairie deer mouse), 3265 nucleotides long. RefSeq names its product LHFPL tetraspan subfamily member 3 (gene Lhfpl3). Gene Ontology annotation, biological process: sensory perception of sound. NCBI's taxonomy places the organism in Eukaryota, Metazoa, Chordata, Mammalia, Rodentia, Cricetidae. Gene Ontology annotation, cellular component: plasma membrane. The record is from RefSeq and is a predicted model, not a curated record.